Messenger RNA from Klebsormidium nitens, 594 nucleotides. NCBI's taxonomy places the organism in Eukaryota, Viridiplantae, Streptophyta, Klebsormidiophyceae, Klebsormidiales, Klebsormidiaceae. The record is from the annotation of a GenBank genome assembly.
AUGGCGUCCGCCCCCGUGAAGACGGAAUGUCCGUCGGAACCGCCUCUGCCCCGGAAGCCGUCCGAAACUGGCCGGGGCAAGCUCAUCCUGUGCGCGCUGGACAAUUCGGACGGGUCCGCAGCGGCGCUGCAGUUCGUGCUGGACAGGCUGGUCAAGCCGGAAGAUGGCGACAAAUUAAUCCUGUUCCACGCGGCCAAGGACAUCGACCUGAUCUGCACCAACGCGGAGCUCAUGUUUGUACCCGACAGUGACAUCGACGUGAUGCAAGAUCGCAUCAGGCAAAAGUGCGUUGACGCUCUGGAGAUGCUAAAGCCUGAAAUCCAGGUGGAGACGGAGGUGGUCGUGGAGGUGGGGGAUCCCCGGCAGCUGAUCCCCGAACACGUGAAGCAGCACCACGUGGACAUGGUGGUGGUCGGAACACGUGGCCGGGGGCCAUUCAAGAGCCUCCUUUUGGGCAGCGUAAGCAGCCACCUGUCCAGGCACUGCCCGGUGCCGGUUCUUCUCGUCCCCACCCCCAAGUCGCUACCGCACGAUGAGGCGCGCAAGAAACCCGCUUCUGAACCGGGAAGUUCGCCGGGGAAGGAGCAGGUUUAG